This is a messenger RNA of Batrachochytrium dendrobatidis JAM81, 321 nucleotides long. Its product is annotated as DNA-directed RNA polymerase III core subunit RPC11. The coding region runs from base 1 to 321 and encodes 106 amino acids. NCBI's taxonomy places the organism in Eukaryota, Fungi, Chytridiomycota, Chytridiomycetes, Rhizophydiales. Gene Ontology annotation, cellular component: RNA polymerase III complex. The transcript is spliced from 4 exons. Gene Ontology annotation, molecular function: nucleic acid binding; zinc ion binding. Gene Ontology annotation, biological process: termination of RNA polymerase III transcription; DNA-templated transcription. The record is from RefSeq and is a predicted model, not a curated record.
AUGUAUUUCUGUCCGCAGUGUGCUAAUCUGCUGUUGAUUCAAGCAGGAAAUGAAGGCAACGAAUUAUUCUGUCAGUCCUGUCCAUAUAUCUGUAGAGUUGAAAAGUCAUUGAAUAAAAGACUCGUUUUUACUAGAAAGGAUGUCGACGAUGUUUUUGGUGGAGAGGGAAGCUGGGAAAAUGUCGAUCAAACGGAUGCAACAUGUCCCAAAUGUGAACACAGUCGUGCUUUUUUCAUGCAAAUCCAGAUUCGAUCGGCUGAUGAGCCCAUGUCUAUCUUUUUUAGGUGCUGCAAGUGUGCGAACCAGUGGCGUGAGGGAUAG